GGGAACAGACCUGCAUUCUAAAGCGGUGCGCUUUUUCUACGGUUCUCUCUCUCUCUCUCUCUCUCUCUCUCUCUCUCUCUCUCUCUCUCUCUCUCUCUCUCUCUCUCUCUCUCUCUCUCUCUCUCUCUCUCUCUCUCUCUGUCUCUGUCUCUGUCUCUGUCUCUGUCUCUGUCUCUCUCUCUCUCUCUCUCUCUCUCUCUCUCUCUCUCUCUCUCUCUCUCUCUCUCUCUCUCUCUCUCUCUCUCUCUCAUCCACAUUGCAGUCCUGUCACGUUCCCUCUGCUCCCCCCAUCCGCCUCAACCGCUCCAGGAGAGGCAAGGAGAGAGGGAAGGAAGAGUGCAGCUGAAAAGCAAACAGACAUGUCGACAGCCAACGCGUAAAGUCUCCCAUCGGCUGUUCGUGGAUUUCUUCGCGGGACCUGAUGCGGUGAGGGGUGGGUGUGUGCCGCUGCCCUGGCCUGGGCUGAAGGCAGAGGAGGUAGGAUGCUGUGGCUCUCCCUGCUGUCUGUGGUGGUCCUGGGUUGUGUGACCCUGACCCAGACACACACUCACACACACACCCCGACGCCCACCUCCACACACACCCCUAUGGUGGACAGUUCGGAGGAGGAGGUGGACGAACCGUGCUUCGAGCCGUGCACGUGCGAGGUCAAAGAGGGCGUGUUGCACGUGCACUGUGAUGGGCGGGGCUUCACUAACGCCAGCCAGGUGUCUCAGUCUUGGCUCCGCCCCUUCAAGCUCAACCUGCAGAGGAACUCCUUGAGGCGUCUCUAUAGCAACGGCUUCCUGCACCAUAGCAAUGCCGUGGCGAUAAACCUAGGCAACAACGCGCUGCAGGACAUCCGUGCCGGGGCGUUUCAUGGUCUGGGGACACUGAGACGCCUCUACCUCCACGAGAACAAACUGGAGGUGUUCCGCAACGACACCUUCUCUGGCCUGGAGGCACUGGAGUACCUGCAGGCCGACUACAAUGUCAUCAAACGCAUCGACAGUGGGGCGCUACGCUACCUGCAUAAAUUACGAGUGCUCAUCCUCAACGACAACCUGAUCCCUGCUCUGCCUCCUCAUCUCUUCAGAUCUGUGUCUCUGACCCACCUGGACCUGCGGGGGAACCGUCUGAAGAGCCUGGCCUACGCCGGGACCCUGGAGUACGUGGGCCGCAGCCUGAUGGAGCUCCAGUUGGAGGAGAACCCCUGGAUCUGUGGCUGUGAGGUUGUCCAGUUGCAGACGUGGCUGGGACACAUCCCUUACACCGCAGUGGUGGGGGACAUCACCUGUGAAUACCCCUUCCACCUGCACGGGAAAGACCUGAGGGAGAUACCACGCAAAGAACUGUGUGCCGGAGAGGUGGAGGGAGAGGGGGAGAAGGAGGGAGAGAGGGAGAAGCAUGGAGGGGUACAGCCUCCUCAGCAUCCGCCCUCUCACCCGAAAGCGAACCCCAACCCUGGGAGGCCCAGACCCACCAAGCCGUCCUCCAUGGUUCACCAUCAGAACACACAUACCUCAUCUUCGUCGACUUCUUCCUCAUCGGUGGAGCGGAGGGAGAGAGAGAGGUCCCCUCGGCCCACCAAGCGCCCCCGGCCCUCCAAGACGCCCCCCACUCAGCGUAGUCUCCUCCCCAACCAGCCCCCUCCCAUCGCAGGGUACCAGACCCGCCCCCCCAUCCCUAUCAUAUGUCCUCUGGGGUGCACCUGUAACCUCCACAUCUCAGACCUAGGACUGACAGUCAACUGUAAGGAGAGCGGCUUCCACAACGUGUCCCAGCUCAUGCCACGCCCCCUCAACGGACGGAAGCUGUACCUCAGUGGCAACCUCAUCCAGCGGAUCUAUAAGUCAGAUUUCUGGAAUUUUUCCAGUCUGGAUCUACUUCACCUGGGAAACAACCGGAUCUCCUUUAUUCAGGAGGGAGCGUUCUCCAGCCUGCCGACCCUGAGGAGUCUCUACCUGAACGGCAACAACCUGCAGAGGCUUAGCCCACACAUGUUCCUGGGUCUACUUAACCUCAGGUACCUGUACUUUGAGUACAAUGAGAUCGGUGUGGUGGAGGCGGGAGCGUUCAGCCCCAUGCCGUCUCUCCAGCUGCUCUUCCUCAACGCCAACCUGUUGAGGUCACUUCCUGUCGGAGUGUUCCAGAGCAUCUCCCUCUCCCGCCUCAACCUCCGCAACAACCACUUCCUCAGCCUGCCUGUAGAGGGGGUGUUAGAGCACCUCACUGGACUGGUGCAGGUGGACCUGCAGCAGAACCCAUGGGAGUGCAGGUGUGAUGCGGCCCCUCUGAAGCGCUGGCUGGAGGGCCUGAGUGCGGUGGUGGUGGUGGGGGAGGUGGUCUGUCACUCACCAGAAGAGACCACAGGUACAGACCUUCGCUCUCUUUCCCUGGACCUCCUCUGUCCAGACCUGGACACCCACCAGGCCACGGUGGAGAACCAGGAGGAGUGGAACAGCUCCACAGCCCCAGACGGUGAUUUCUCUCUGGGCUACCCUGUGCCAGGCAAUGGCCCCCUGGGUCCCAUCACCAAGGCUUCCAUCCCUCUGUCGGUGUUGGUGCUCAGCCUGCUGGUGCUGUUCGUGUCGGCGUUCUUUGCGGCAGCAGCGCUGAUCGCCUAUGCCCUGAGGAGGCGGGACAAGCUGCCGUUCCGGCGGCAGGGUGAGGUGGAUCUGGCCGGGAUUCAGAUGGAAUGUGGAAUAUUCACCGAGCAGCAGCACCACAGGUUACCGGUACCAAAGACCCCUCCUCCAUCUGCCUUGCAUCAUAGCCUCGUCUACGAUAGCAUCCUCCCCGUCGACCCUGGCCCUAACCCUAACCUCAGUCCCUCAACACACAUGUGCAGUAGCCCAGUCUAUAAGAAUGAGGAUGAUUCAGUGGUGAGGCAACAACAGCAGCAGUUCUCUGCUUCUAAAGAGAAAGAUAACGUGGGAAGAUACCGCUUGGCGGGGGAGAGAGAGAGCGAAGGACACUAUCGUUUGGUGGCAGAGAGAGAGAGAGAAUGGAAUAUGGAGGUGUCCCCCCCCUCCAUCAGUACCGUUGCCGGGGCAGUGGGACCCCCUCUUUCAGAUCUCCACGCAAACGGGACCCUCUGCCCAACGGUCAUAGACAGCCAGGGCCCCACCCCCAAGGUGGGAUUGGUUGACUGCCUGUUUGGGAUCUCCGGAAUGUCCGCCCCCGUCCCAGAGUUCCGAGACCUGCCGGACAGGUAUACACGUCCCCCACCACCCCGCUAUCCCCACCCUCCACAACCCCCUCAGCCCCCCGAACCCAAAGAGGAAACUAGACCCAGCCAAUCACUCGUGGUUACUACAAUGACAGUGUGCGCGGGGCCAAGCAGUAGUAAUCAGAGCCAGAACUCAGAGUUUCCGCGAGAGUUGAGAAUGAGACUCAGUACCAAGCCGGAUUACAUGGAAGUCCUGGACAGAUCUUAUCAGUUCUAAUAGAUAAAUGUUACUAUGGAACCGCUGGCGAUGACAAGAAAUGACUCCUGUAAUAUGUCAUGUCUUGAACAUGUUGAUAUGCGGAGGUAAACCUGUGUGUGGGGAGAGCUGUUAGGACUAGGAUGAAGUUACCCUUAGAUGAGGCUUUGGAAAGGGUAAGCUGAUCCUAGAUCAGUGCCUGAGACUAGCAAUUAUUUUUUGUACCAUUGAUGACUAAGUACUAAGUAUCAGAUCAGGCUUUUUUAUUCCCAGCAUCACAAAACAAGACAAUGUGGUGGGUGUGUGUUCAUUGUGUAUCUUUAUUGUAGGUACAGACCUUGGCUCUCUUUUCCUGGUGGGUGUGUGUUCAUGUUAGACAAUAUAGUGGGUGUGUGUUCAUGUUUGCUCUCUAAAGACCUGCUGAUGAGACACUCAGUUGCUCUGCCUCUCAAAUAACAUCAUGAAGCACAGUGAGAGAGAGAGACUGAGACACAGGGAGGAGUCAGGAAUGAAGUGGUAAAGAGAGGGGGGGUGUAAACACAGAGUCCCAGUCUGACGGUCGUCUAAUGUAGCAUGUAACACUUUCCAUAUGAAAACAAUGUGGAAGAGGUGUUGAAGUGUGUUUACCCUGGACACUACAUUCCUGGUAUUAGUGUCACUGUGUCUGAGUGUCACUGUGUCUGAGUGUCACUGUGUCUGAGUGUUACUGUGGACCACAUGCGGCUGGUGGUACCUUCAUUGAGGAGGACGGGCUCAUUGUAGUGGCUGGAACAGAAUAAUGGAAUGGUUUCAAACAUGUGUUGGGUACCAUUCCAUUCACUCCAUCCCAGCCAUUAUUAUGAGCUGUCCUCCUCUCACCAGCCUCCUGUGGUGUGGAAAGAGGGAGAUAUGACACAGUCAAGUGCCUUAGCAACUAGCAGCCAGACCUGGGUCUAAUACACAUGUCCGAUACGUUCAAAAAAGUGCUUGAGAUGAGUUUGGAUUUAGCUUACACACUUAUGGGGCUAUUCCGUUGGUGUCACAGUUGUACUGGGCAAACUAACUCCAAGGCAGCUCAAGUACAGUAUUUGAAUGUAUUUGACACACGUAUUUGACCGGGGCCUGCAAGCAGCCAGCAAGUGGUCAAGGCUUAUUUUUCUAUGAACACAGAUCUAUUUAUCUAAACAGGUUUGAAUAAUAAUGGACGGGACUCAGAGCUGCUCUGAAAUUGAGGGCCCUAUUCAAUCAAAAGCUGAAACUGUAUUUCCCGGAUUAUAGUCGAAAGUAGCCUUCCUCAUGUGAAGAGACAGAGGAGUAUGUUUGCAUUUGUAAGAGUUUAUUUGCGUUUGUAUGUUUGCAUUUCCUGAAUAGGGCAUUUCCAGAAUAGGGCUCUGAGAGUGUUUGUUCUCAGGUGGAAUAUAAGGGCCUGCGGGAUACGAGAGAACCAUGAGACACAGCUAUAAACCCCUAAAGGGGAUGUUGACUUGACUACUUUCAUCGGACAACGGCAUUCAAGUCACUUCAAUGGACUUAAAGUGGGAAAAAGAACAGAAAACCAGGACGAAGCGUUUCGACACGGGAAAGACACUUCUAUGAAAUAUCGAUUAUCUUUUAAAGGAGGUACCUUUUUAUGCUUUUAUCUCCUACAAAUAUUAGAGGAAAUUGUGAAUAUAUUUAUUCUUAGUUUCUUGUGUGUUGGAGCUUUGCUACUGUAUGGGAUCAUAUUAUAUCAGUGUAUAGCAGAGAUGGCCAAUCCUCCUCCUGGAGAGAUACAGGGUGCUUUCCACUGGUUACCACAGCCACAAAGUCGAGAUUGGCCGCAUAUAAAAAAUAUAUGGGAUUUUUUUGUUGGCUUUUUGGUCUUAAUUUAAGGUUAGGGUAAGGCAUAAAGUUAGCAGUGUGGUUCAUGUUAGGAUUAAGAUUAUUGUUAUGUUUAAAAUCUAAUUUUAAGAAGAGAAAUUGUAGAAAUAGGCAGAGUUUAACCAUAAUUAUGACUUUGUGGCUGUGGAAGCUAGUAACGACCCUACUGUAGGUGUAGGGUUUUGCUCCAGCCCAACAUAAACACUCUUCAUUUUAGCGAUGAAAAGCAGCUUGUUCAGAUGGUAUCUCUGCAGGAGGAUGUUUGGCCAGCCCUGGUGUAAAGGACAGUUCUGCAUCUGGUUUAGCCUUCUCUACAGUGACCACAUCAUAUAUACAAUAAAGGGUGCUACUCUAAAA
Molecule: messenger RNA, 5603 nt
Organism: Salvelinus fontinalis (brook trout)
Lineage: Eukaryota; Metazoa; Chordata; Actinopteri; Salmoniformes; Salmonidae
Product: SLIT and NTRK-like protein 3
Exons: 10
Coding region: 483-3428 (981 amino acids)
Biological process (GO): positive regulation of synapse assembly; axonogenesis; regulation of presynapse assembly
Cellular component (GO): postsynaptic density membrane; GABA-ergic synapse
Molecular function (GO): protein binding
Source: RefSeq, a predicted model, not a curated record